UCAUUGUCCUCAGUGUAAUGUCGAUGAUGUUGGAUAGACCAAAAGUUUUGUUCAAAAAAAUGUGUGAAAUUCAAAAACUGCUAUAGAGCUACGUGCAUCGACAGCUAUGAUUUGAAAAUGUUUAAUAAGAAUAAAACCCAACAGAAUUUGACUUCAAACAUCGACACGUCCACUGUACGAUCUCUUUUAUGUUUCAAUCAAAAUUUUCAGUUGUAUGAAGUCAUCACAUUUAAAAGAUGGUAGGCUACCAGUGUUUGUAUUUCCGGAGUCACUAACAUUCUUUGCUGAUGACCAAUCCACAUUCAAGGAAGUUCUAACCGUUUACAACCCCUACACAUUUUCUGUAGAAUAUAAAGUGUUUGGAACAGCACCUCGUUUAUACAAAGUAACAGAAGCUCAAGGAGUCAUCAAACCACACUGUUGUGUUGACAUUGUAAUACGUUGUCUGGAAAUAAAAAAUCACACAGAAAGAACUGACAAAUUUCGCCUGUGCUUAUUUGAGCAUGGAAUACAAAAGCGCAUAGGAGAAAAAGUGAUUGCAGCUUCAGUGGUGAAUAAAAAGGAAAAUAUAGAUAAGAAAAAAUUUCCAGCCAAUUCAGCUAAAAAAUCUUUGAGAAGUCAUCAAGAUUUUAAAGUUCAUUCUGAAGUGAGAAGUGGUCCUAGUGCAUUGAUCAUAAUUUUAUGUGCAAUAUGUCUUAUUGCUCUUGUGUUACCAACUGUUGGUGAAAUAUCAUCAAUGCCAUUCUAUUUACAUUUAACUAUCAAUCAAAAGUUGAUUGCAGCUUACAUAUUAGGUCUUGCCACAAUGGCAAUACUCAAAGCUAACUGAAAUGGAAAUAGGCACGUGAAACAAUGUAACAUAUUUUAUGUAGAUAUUGUAUAUAGAAUUAGGGUACACGGAAGAGGUAAUUUUAUGUUAAUUAUAAUGGUAUUUAUUAUUUGUAAAUAUAUUGGAUGCUUUUAUAUGUCUUUUAAAAAUUUCAUAUUCCACAUUUAUUAGUUUGGUAAUAUAUUUAUAUCGCUUUGCAA
Xenia sp. Carnegie-2017 is the source of this 1029-nucleotide messenger RNA. Its product is annotated as motile sperm domain-containing protein 1-like. Gene Ontology annotation, cellular component: cytoplasm. Bases 215 to 829 code for a protein of 204 amino acids. The transcript is spliced from 6 exons. The record is from RefSeq and is a predicted model, not a curated record. Lineage: Eukaryota; Metazoa; Cnidaria; Anthozoa; Malacalcyonacea; Xeniidae.